This is a messenger RNA of Dicentrarchus labrax (European seabass), 6182 nucleotides long. Its product is annotated as zinc finger and BTB domain-containing protein 5. The record is from RefSeq and is a predicted model, not a curated record. Gene Ontology annotation, molecular function: RNA polymerase II cis-regulatory region sequence-specific DNA binding; DNA-binding transcription factor activity, RNA polymerase II-specific; protein binding. Gene Ontology annotation, biological process: regulation of transcription by RNA polymerase II. Gene Ontology annotation, cellular component: nucleus. The coding region runs from base 564 to 2792 and encodes 742 amino acids. NCBI's taxonomy places the organism in Eukaryota, Metazoa, Chordata, Actinopteri, Moronidae. The transcript has 4 exons.
GAGGGUCACGGACAUGAAAGUGAAGCACAGCGCCACCCUGUGAGUCUGGUGGGGAAAAAAACCCGUCUGAGGGUGAUAGGUUGAAAUACUAGAAGUCGUAACACACAUUCAGGUCAGACCCGGAGAGAUACCGACGGGCUGUACUCGGUUGUAUUGACCUCCGUGCUGUAUGUGACUGUGUGUGGGAGGAUGACACCGACGGAGGAGACCAGCAGCAGCGUUAGCUCACAUCACUGGCAGCUCUCGCCUCCACAGCCACAAACCAUUCAAUGCGAGUGAACUGUCGGCUAGUGUGUGGACCACGGAGGGAGGGAGGGGGUGGGUGGGACGUGCAGCAGAAAUGUUGACUAGCUACGUUUGAUGGAGGAAGAAGAAACAAAGCUGCUUCGAUACAGACUAGUUAUGUUUUGUCAAUGACAACAGACAAAGCGGUCCAGACCAAUGCUACCGCUUCUGUUGUAGCUAACAGCCAACCUGCUGGUCAGAUAGCCAGCUAACUUUAGCGUCAUCGAGCCCUGAUUCUGCCUCUUGUUACCUACGCUUUCUGGAAAACCCCAAGGGCCAUGGAUUUCCCGGGCCACUUUGAGCAGAUCUUCCAGCAGCUCAACUAUCAGCGUGUCCAUGGUCAGCUGUGCGACUGUGUCAUUGUGGUGGGCAGCAGACACUUCAAGGCCCACCGCUCAGUGCUGGCAGCCUGCAGCACCCACUUCAGAGCCCUGUUUACCGUUGCAGAGGGGGAUGCAAGCAUGAAUAUGAUCCAGCUGGACAGUGAGGUGGUAACAGCUGAAGCUUUUGCCGCUCUCGUGGACAUGAUGUACACCUCCACACUGAUGCUGGGGGAGAGCAACGUCAUGGAUAUCCUCCUUGCGGCCUCACAUCUGCACCUCAACAAUGUGGUCAAGGCCUGCAAACACUACCUGACCACACGCACCCUGCCCAUGUCCCCCACAUCCGACAGACCCACCCAUCACCACCCUCACCAGGAGCAGCAGAGGCACCGGCAGCAGCAGCAGCAGCAGCAGCAGCAGCAACAAGUAGCAGAUUUAGCAGUGAACCCUUCCCUAGCAGCUAAUGCUAACCUCGCAGCAAACGCUGCCACGUCAAAGUUGCAGCGCUCCUUCCUCCUGCAGCAGCUGGGGCUCAGCUUAGUGAGCUCUGCUUUGGGUGGGAUGGAGGAGGAUGGAGUUGGCAGAGGAGUGGUUGAACAGAGGGCCUCCUUCCCAAUCCGACGCUUCCACAAACGCAAGCCGUCUCUGGCCCUGGGCCUGUCAGAGGAGAGACCCAGGCAGAGGCAGCGCCCCUCCGGCCCUAACCUGGGGUUGUUAGGAGAAGGAGGGGUGAACGCAGAGCGAGAGGAAGGAGCUCUACUCUCCCCAGACUCACACAAGAUGGGAGAUGAGUCCAAGUUGGAUGCCGCAAUCACUGGCCUGGUAGCGGUGUCCCAAGAUGAUCCUCAGAUGCCCAGCCAGUCGGACAGUGGGCAUUGUGAGGGGGAGGACUUGGGGAGAAUGCAGGGAGGGGUGAGCAAGGAGGAGGACAUGGAAGAGCAGGACCACCAGGACAAUAGAGCGGGGGUGAAGAUCAAAUCAGGGAAAGAGGAGGAAGAGGUCGAAGAACAGAAGGUGGUGGUUAAACGAGAGCCAUUAAGUUCGCCUGAACCAACAGAUGAAAUCAGCGACGUGACAUCGCAGGCUGAAGGCAGCGACCCGGCUGAGCCCGGCGGCCAGGAGGAGGAGGAGAAGGCGGAGCUGAGCCCAGAGAGCAGUGACCGAAGCUUCACCUCUGAGCCCCAACCCAGCUCUGACUCUCUGCUGCAGCCCAGCUCGCAGCUUCUCCUCAAGAGCAGCAUGGGAGGAGGCGCCGGAGUCGGAGGAGGUUUUGGGUGUAAUAACGGACUGAGUGGCAAACCUGGUUUUAGUAUUUCUAGCUUCCUCAACCCGAAGGAUUUCGGAAGUGGCGGGACAGGGUUGGUUGCCGGAGAGGACGACCUCCCCAACACAACAACUGGAGAUGCGGUAGCACAUCACUUCCUGCUCAGACAGGAAGCUGCUGGUCCAUCCGGCUCGGCUUCUUCCUCUCUUCUGCAGUCGGGUCCUCUCAGUGGUGAGAGUCGCAACAGUUUCGGAGACAAUCUGCAAGCUGAUUCUCUAUUUCUCCGCCCCCUUCAUGAUGGUUUAGGGAACCCUCGAGGAAGUGGGGGAAGUGGUAGUGGAGGGUGUGGCGGGGUAGAUCCCUUUGGCUUGGACUUCCAGCGCUCCAGCCUGGGACUUCACUCCCUGGGUCGACCGUCACGAGGGGCAGCAGGAACGACUGCCGCCGCUCUGGGUUAUCCAGGUUACAGACGUAUUGCUCCAAAAAUGGCCACCGGCAUGGGGGGAGAAGAAGGAGUAAGCAGCGUUCUCCAGGAUGCCGCCUCUUCGUCCUCAAGUCUGGCUGGUCCCCUGCUUUUAAACAAGAGUGGUGGAUAUGAGAUGAACAGUGGCAGGCCCACCUCCCUCCCCCCUCAGCUGACCCGAGCUUCAGCCGAUGUCCUGUCAAAGUGCAAGAAAGCUCUGUCGGAGCAUAACGUCUUGGUGGUUGAGGGGGCUCGGAAAUACGCCUGUAAAAUCUGCUGCAAAACCUUCCUCACGCUGACUGACUGCAAGAAACACAUCCGCGUCCACACAGGAGAGAAACCGUACGCAUGUCUGAAGUGUGGGAAGCGCUUCAGCCAGUCCUCCCACCUAUACAAGCAUUCCAAGACCACCUGCCUGCGCUGGCAGAACAGUAACAUGUCCAAUGCCCUGCUGUAGGACUCAUUAGGAAUCAGCGACGGGCUGCCCCGACAACGUUUUGAUUUUUCUGAAGCUGUGACAGAUGUUCUGUCCAAAUUAACCGGUCCUGAUCACAGACCAAAGAUAGGGAUAAUAAUGUAACCAUACAUUUCCUUUUCCAGGAGGAACCCACACUAUCAAAUCAGUGAAAGUUAUCAUAAAGACAUUUAGGUGGUAGAAAGAUUAUAGGGAUGCAGGACAUACAAAGGUGCCACAUUUAUUGCUAUGGAUUCAUUAUGGAGUACCAUAGAUACACACUGUAUUCUCCCCUGUACAAAUAUCAUGAGAGUAUUAUGAGGAUUGUCCUUCAAUACAUGCAGCCAAUGGACUUUACAUAAUGUGAUCCGGGCCAGUCUAGACUUGGGUUUUGAAGCUGCCACACUGUUAGCUAUAUGUAUGCUAUAUACAUAUAUAUAUAUAUAUGUGGCUUUAUAUGUGUGAAGUUUAGAUCUGUUGAGGUGAGCCCUCAGUGCUAAACAUCUAAUUUGAGGUACGUUCAUUGAAGCAAAUUUAUAUAUAAUUAUAACACUCAGUCUGAGUGGUUACAGAUCAGAGGCAGCUGUGCAGCACCAACAUUAAGAACAAAUGUCAUGUAAAAUAUCUGUCCUUAUGUGUAGAUUUUUCAUUGCACAUUUGUAAAACAUGUAGCAGCAUCCCACAUCACACUUUUGAGUCAUCGUAAGCGUGCUCAUUGACUGUGCCUCAUUCGGUGCAAGGAUAGUCGUACAGACUAUGGAUGAACUGAUUCAGAUUCAGUUUGUGUGCCAGAUUUAAUGCCUGUAAGAGGUGUUGAUGGGUGUGUGCUCUUGAUGCUUACUCUACUGUACAAAAAGGUGGAUAGAGUCGGAUUCAGUCCUGUGAGGUUGUCAGGUCUAGGUAAUGCCAAAAUGUAUAACUUCUGUAACAGUAACUGUAACUUCUAAAAACACUUUGAUUCGACUGAUGUGAGAUUUUUGACCUCUAUAGUUGCCUUUCAGUCCAAAGCACCUUUGAAAAGUGUUGGGCAGUCAUUACUAGUAAUAAUAUUACAGUAAUAAUAAGACUUUAACUACUAGGGUAAUUAAUUAUUAAUGGAAUAUUUCCAGCUCCCAUUACUUAGAUUUUGGGAGAAAGGACACAAUGACCAAUUUCAUUAGGAGUUGCAGAAAAGUAAUAUAACUAUUAGUGUAACUAAUUACUGUUGGCAGGGAGUAUUACGUAAAGUAAUAAUAUUUCUUAAAAGACUUACUAGUAAUAAAUAAAAAAAUCUGAGUAACUAGCCCAACACUGCCUUUGAAUUCUCACCAACAGAAGUGUUGCUCGGCUCAGUUAAAGUUCAGAAUAUGUCUGGUCACUGGCAAGCUAAUUCAGUUUGCACUGAUGGGGCCUUCACACUUGAUGUGACUACAGGAAUAAAUGUCUCGCUUAGAAAGAUCUAUAUCUGUAGUUUGUCAAAUGCAAGUUUUGAAGAAAUGGGAAACUUUGAAUUGUGCUAAUCAACCUUUUACCACAAUUUGCUUGCCAGGCAGAUCUGUUAACCCUGGAAUUAAUCUGCAUUGUUUAGGGGCACAAACCAAUCACAGCAAGCAGAGGGAGAUGCAUUAUAAUGCUGUUUUAAUACCCAGAUAACAACUUCACGGGAAAAUGCACCUUAUUUUGUGUCAUGAUGUGCAAAACUGGCAAGUAGUUGUGGUCUGUAUAAGAUAUGAGAUUUAAGUGACUUUCCGUCCUUACUGACUGAGAAUGACCACAGGAAGUUCAGCUGUGGCCAACAAGUUUACUUGACCAUCCACAGACACAUCAGCUAAGUUUCCCUGGUCGCCGGUGUUCUUGUGUGUACAGUAUGUUUAUUAAAAAGGACAAUGAAGUUUCACUGAGAGGUAGAGUCGUAAAUAUUGCACAUUUGUGGUUGAUUUCAUCAUUUUUUUUUCGGAGGAGACAAAACAACUCAUGAAGAACAAAAGUUUGCUACUGUACUUGAUAUCAGUGCUUUAUACAUUUAAUGUAUCUCUCACAAAAGCACUUAGACAAAUCUUUUUUUUUUUUAUCACUGGAAUGUUGAACAAUGUGAAGACGUUGCUUAAUUGCGAUUAUCCAAUUUUACUAACUCUUUCCGUUAAACUACUAUCAGGAUGAGUUUGCAAGCUAAGGGUUGUAGCAUUUUUGCUAGCAGGUGAUCUAUAACAUACAACUUCCACAGUUUGUGAAUUACUAAUACACGUUUAAAAAAAUAAUUUUAUAGGGUCAAUGUCCUGUCAGUGUUAUUUUCAGGAGUUUUAGCUGUUUUUUUAUGUAUGUUACCUGUAUUUUAAUGUAAGGUUGACAGCUUUCUUACAAUUGACGAACUGCAUAAGAAAAAAAAUACAAACAUGCUGAGAAGUAAUCUAAAUUCGCAGCUUAUCAUAUAAAGGAUUUCUACAUCAGCUCAGUUCUGGAUGCCUGACUUCCUGCGGGUUGUAAAUAGGAGCAGCUUCAUUGGUAGACAGUCGGUUAAUUGAAAUCUGUGUUCAUGCAGUGUUGUAGAGUUCUGUGUCAGUGAACCAAAAUGGAAAAAAAUAACACUUUAUAUACAUGUUUGCCUUUUCGUAUACCUUAUUGCUUGCUGUAUUGUGUCGCCUACACUGUCUAUGAGAAACACAUGGUCAUUGCUUCCAUUUCUAGUUGCACCUUAUUGUACUGUAGAGUCAUCACACUGUUAGCCUGUACAAAAUGACUAUAUUAUUUGAAACAUAUGUUAAUGGAUAAUCCGGACUUUUUAACUUCAGAAGAAUAAUUGCCUUGUAGGAUGUUUGCCCUGUAAACAUAAGCUAACCUACCGUUUGCCCUGUACUUCUUUAUACUUUGAUUGAUAGUAAAGUCGCUGAAGCGCGGCCACAGAAUUUUAAAAUGAUCACUGGUGGUUAAAUCCCGAAUCUGACGUCUGUUCCUGUGUUCCCUACUGGAAUAUCCUCUUGAGAAAUACCGAGUUGUACAGGUGAUGAGGCGAAGGAGAUGUAGUCCUCCAAAACAUCCUCCAUGUCUCACACAGUGGCCUGUUAAGGAUUGUUAUGGUGCUGUCUUCUAAAGCUGUUGCUUAAACAGUUAAUGUGAAUCUCUGAAAAAUGCACUGACUGUAUUACCCCUGUAUGAAUAUGCCAAACUUUAAAAAUAUAUAAAAGGCCUAAAUUGAUUAUGGAAGUCACUGCCUUAUGCCCUCUAGCUUGAAAAGCUGGGCUUUUUGUUGAUAUGCCAAAUCUAAAGUAUUUCUGUGUUUGUUUGUUUUUCUGUAUAACUAACAUAGUGUAACCAUGAGAGGACUAAAUGUUUGUCUCUUUACUGUUGAAGGCUAUAAAGAUUGUAUAGUAUGUUCGGUUGGUGUAUAGACUGAAUAAAAAAAAACAAAGAAAUUCA